Syngnathoides biaculeatus (alligator pipefish) is the source of this 4392-nucleotide messenger RNA. RefSeq names its product un-named hu7912. NCBI's taxonomy places the organism in Eukaryota, Metazoa, Chordata, Actinopteri, Syngnathiformes, Syngnathidae. Gene Ontology annotation, biological process: cell-cell junction organization. The record is from RefSeq and is a predicted model, not a curated record. Gene Ontology annotation, cellular component: plasma membrane; apical junction complex. The transcript has 2 exons. The coding region runs from base 125 to 3307 and encodes 1060 amino acids.
GCAACCGGCCCCCCGCCCCUCCUUCAACUCGUCCUCGCCCGCCCCAUCUCAUCUUCAUCUGAUCGAGUGCAUGGAAACACGGUUGUUUUGCAACGUCACAGUGAAUGGAGGGCGUUGACAUUCCAUGAAGAUGACCCGGACACAUCCGCCUGACAUCCUGACAUCAGCUCUGUAUCAGGACGUUCCUCUCUAUCCAACCGCCGAACACGUCGUUUCCCCUCACUCGUCUUUGCAAUGUGACUUGAAGAUGAUCGAUAAAGCGGAAAUCGUCAACAAAAGACACUGCCGCAGCUUCGACUUUCUGGAAACGCUGGACGACCCGCAGUCUGCGUCAUCCCGGAUGGAGUAUCCUUUUAAACGGCCGGAACAGCAGACCUUACGCAAAGACCUAACGUGGAAUGGACUAGAUCAACCGGGAUAUCUUCGCUUUUCAUCUCCAGAUUUGUUUAACUCCAGGCAAAUCCAAUCGCACACCACCCAAGACAAAAGCAGCCACCUCACGUGGUCGGAUUCUGUCAACAGAAAAAGAUCUCGGAGUGCUCCCAGAAUCAAAUCCACUCUCACUCCUGUGCCCAUCUCUGUGUCUCCAGUGGAGGCUCACAAAGACAAGGAUGCCCUCGAAACUUUGAGGCCCUCUGAAGCGCAAAGAGAGACAAAUUCCUCCAAUAGGGCUUUUUUGAACGAGGUCCAUCCCAAUAAACUACAACCCCAUUCUCCCCUCUAUGUGUCUGAUUGUUUUGAUGAGGGUAAAUCAGAAAAACCAGCUGCAACGCCUCACGUCAGGUGCCGCGUAGACAUUAAACCAGAUGCCGCUGUAAUACAACACGCGUCUCGGCAGAUCCCGGCCUGGCAAAGAUACUCUCAGGCCAGUAGCGCUCGAGGUUUGUAUGUGCCACGGCAGAUUUCCUCACCUGCACCGACUCCGAGUGAAUGCUACAAUGGAGAUUUUCGCCAAGGCCAUCACUACGCCACAAGCAUGUCUCCCGUCUCUUACCAGCAUCAAGACAUGUACCGGAUGCCCUCGCCAACUGCAAUGUAUCUGAACAAGGAACAAAGAGCUUACUCAAACCCAAACAUCCCAACAAAGUUUUUCUAUACAGAGGACCCACUUCGAUAUUCAGUUCAUCCUUAUUCAAGAGCAUAUUUUCAGGACGACAGGUCCAGUUUAGCCAGCCGUGGAAGUACUAUGACGAGUCCUUAUGAUCCAAGAAAUCGAUGGGUGCAUACCCUUCCUCUCAGGUCAUAUUAUACUGAUCAUUUCUCAAACCAAGAGCCAACACACUCUGUAUUUAGUACACCAUACCCUACAAGUGAGGCAGGCUCCUACUUUUCUCAAACCCCCUCAAGCUCUUACUUUGGGGAUGACCCUCGUUUCAAUCCCUACUACCAAAGUUGCUCAAAUUUAUAUUAUAACAAUCCGUUCAACUCUCACGAGGAGCGAUACUUCCCAUCGAGGCAGUACCACACAGAAGGGCGACGACGCCCUCGCAUGUCGCAGGCGUUUUCCGAUGACUGGUAUCACUCAAGCGUAUCUGGUUACUCCAACCAGUCUUCUCAGCUCACCCCACCGAGAGUACGGACAGACACGGGUAUACCCCCGUGGUAUACGACCUACAGCGCAGAGACAAGUCGGCUUAGGACAGAAGCCAAAAACCACUCCAAGUCUUGGGACAAUAUUCUAUAUCCCCGCAAUGACAGAGAGCAACCAGUGCCUCGUGGAAGGAGCUACGAGAAUCUGUUUCACCAAGCGAGGUACGGGGCAUCUCCCAAUGUCUCAUCUCAACCCGUCAUCCUUAACCUUUCAAGUUCACCGAAGCGCUACGCUGCCUUGUCUCUCUCGGAGACGUCUUUAGACCGAGGUCCGAGUAAUCCCUGGAAGAAUAGCAAGACUGGCCACUGGUUUGUGACUCCCGAGAUCACCAUCACGGACAAUGACAUAUGUACAGGCAGCCGUGAGCGGCGUGGGCUGCACACCGUCAACUGGAAUACGAUGGACAGUGAAAGGAAAUCUGCUCCAAGAGCAACUGACCUUAAGAAGUCAUUCAACACUGCAGAAAUGACCAAAGAAAGGAAACGUAACAAUGUCUCCCUUCAGCAGAGUCUGGAGCAACUUGAUGAGUUGUUAGCUGACUUAGUGGUUGAUUACAAACCACCGACCAGCGGGAAGCCGAGUGGGGACUUUCUGGAUCAGCUUAAACAACUGAUUACGGAAGAUGAUGAAAAAGUCAGGGGAUCUUCUGAGCUUGAAAAUCGUGAAUGUCUGAACACGCAGCUUCCAUCGUCUAAAUCCAGCCCUGACACGAUCAAAGACCCCGAUAGCGGCUGUGAUGCUUUACAAAGAAGUGCGGAAGAAUGUUCUCCGGACCACAGCGUGGAGGAAGAGGAAACCAUGGUGUGCGCCAACAACAAAUGCAAGCGUGCCGAAAACAUGUUCAAUGCGUGCUUGUACUUCAAAUCAUGUCAUAGCUGUUACACCUUUUACUGCUCGCGAAACUGUCGGAGGGACGACUGGGAGACCCACAAAGAAACAUGUCUGUACGGCCGCGUGAGCAGCGUGUGUCGGCACGCUAUCAAGUUCUGCAGAGAAGAUUCAGAGAUUCAUAAAGCCUUCUCUCGUAUCGCUAAAGCUGGUUACCUCUCCAGAGGCAGAGGUGUCCUCUUUCUGGGUUUUGCCAAUCCGGAGACCGCUGAUAACUUUCUUCAAGCCGGGCUCGAGAGCCUCGUCAUGUCGCCCACAUACCUGUCUCUCCGAGAACUGGAUGGCUUUAAGGACAACUUAGGUGAAUACUGCAUGGAACUUCAGCAGGCAGGUCGUGAGUAUGAUCCCAGUGAAUGUUUCCUCUUGAAUGUAUCUGUGGCUGUUGGUGAACUAGUGCCUAAUAGACCCUCACCGAGGGUCCAAACGCCAACGGUUCGAAAAUAUGCAAAGGUAUCCUUGGCUUCUUCGAGCCCGGAAAAAAAGCUAAUGAAAAAGGAUAGUGAAAUGGACACUCUGAUCCUUACCCCGCCACCGGGAACGCCGGCCAUCGACCAGGAGGGCGAGGAGGGAAGAAAAGCCAGGGAGGUGUGCUUUGUCAACAUCCAGCGGGAGCUCAGGAUUAGGGGAGUCUUCCUUCGACACGAGUACCCCAAAAUCUACAAUCAGCUGUGCGAGUUUGUGGAGAGCAACCGAAGGUUCACUCCGACAACCAUUUACCCGAUAGACAAGAGAACAGGGAAACAGUUUAUGUGCAUGAUCAUGGCUGCGUCGGAGCCGAGAACAUUAGACUGGGUGGACACGCCCCAUCUCUUGGAUGAUAUCAUUUAGAGCGCCAUCGGAUGGGAAUAAUCACAAUUUCAAGUACGGCAAAUGUACGUAUUGUAAAUACCAGCAAUUUGGAAAGUUCAAGAUUGUCGUGAAAGAAUUUGCAUUUGGGCAAUUUGCCUCGCUGGCCGUUAGCACACCUCCGUUGACCGACGACGCACAACAAACAGCCACAUUCGCUUUAGCCCUGCUUGAAUUUGCUUGCCGUCAGAGAAUUUAAUAGGGCGCAACAACGCAACCGUCCACGUGUUUGAGAUUUGAACUGCUCGGCGUUUCCGCUCCACAAUGUACAAAGCACACAACGUUUAUAGUUUUCUAUGUGCACAUCUUCUGGCAUCCACGGUCCACGUAGUAGACACGGCUAUGUCCCAUUUGCCAAAAGUCCCACUCGGUUCUAUCUGAAUAUGUCAACUAUACCCUGCAAUAGUAAUAUUACUCCUGGUGACCAGUAGUCAGAGUAUAUUCAUUUAGAAAACUGAAUUUGCGUGGCUAUUUUUCUAUCAGUCUUUUUAGUUACUGUUUUAAUAGAAAAUGAAGUACAAUCAAGACAGCCUUUUACUUUAAGAACAAAUUUUAGAUGAAACGAGUCGUGCUUGGAUGAACUGCUUUGUUUGAAAGUGGCCUUUACUUGAAAAUAGAUGUAUUUUAAAUAUAAAGCAAAGUACAAAUUUUAAGUCUUUUUUUUUCCCCUGUCUCAAGAGGUUGUAUUAACAGCCCAUUUAAAUCAUAGAUUUAUUUCAAUGAAAGGAUUUUAUUUUUCAUUCAGGUGUGUUAGAAAAAUUGCAGUUCAAUAUAUUUCAGCUGUUACAUUUGAUACUCAUAAAUAAGAAUACAGAAAGUUACCUUAUUGACCUAAAUCACUUGGAUAAUACAAACUAACCCUGCAGUAUAUUUUUAGACGAUAUGCAAUACCAGAGUAACGAUACAACAUAUCUAUAAAAUAUAAUAAAAUAGUGAUCACUACUGAAUGUCAUUUUGAACCAUAUUUUGUGAAUAUUCAUUUUGUUUGAACUGUAAGUGGAAAAAGUGGAAUGUUCCUGAAACGUCUGCAACACUGAACCUUGAUAUGAUAUGCCUGCUUCCAUUCU